Messenger RNA from Anopheles nili, 525 nucleotides. RefSeq lists its product as uncharacterized. The coding region runs from base 1 to 525 and encodes 174 amino acids. The record is from RefSeq and is a predicted model, not a curated record. Lineage: Eukaryota; Metazoa; Arthropoda; Insecta; Diptera; Culicidae. The transcript has 2 exons.
AUGACGAUCAUAUUGUUGUUUUUGCUUGGUUGCAGCUUCUUCUCAGCGUUUGGAGUGAAGCUGCACUAUGAUAGUUUCGAGCAGGUCAUAGGACAGGAUGUUUGUUUUUGUGAUAUACGUGUUCGCAAGUUCAAUCGAACCACGGCAGUGUUGAAUGGUACCAUCUACCUUUACAAUGAGUUCGACAACAAUUUGAUAUUUUCACUCGACGUAUACUACAGCCGACUGGGAAAUCAGCAGUACAAUCAUCUGCCUAUAAAGCUACCGACGAGUGGGCUGUGCGAUUUCAUGGAUAAUAUUAACAAAUUCUACCCGGAGGUAGUAAAAUACUUUAUCAAUUCACCGCCAGCAGGAGAGUGUCCCGUCAAACGCCGAGAAAUUCACGUUUUGGAUCUAGAAUAUCCCAGCCAUAUUAUUCCAACCGUAUUUCAACGAAAAGGACUAUGGAAAACGGUGGUGCACGGUUGGCAAGAUGGAAACGAAGUUAUACAGUACACCACAAUUGCCAAAGCGACCGAUGAUUGA